This is a messenger RNA of Penicillium canariense, 2409 nucleotides long. RefSeq names its product mRNA splicing protein PRP28 (gene prp28). The coding region runs from base 1 to 2409 and encodes 802 amino acids. Gene Ontology annotation, cellular component: catalytic step 2 spliceosome. Gene Ontology annotation, molecular function: ATP binding; RNA helicase activity; RNA binding. The record is from RefSeq and is a predicted model, not a curated record. Lineage: Eukaryota; Fungi; Ascomycota; Eurotiomycetes; Eurotiales; Aspergillaceae. The transcript has 3 exons. Gene Ontology annotation, biological process: mRNA splicing, via spliceosome.
AUGGAAGGCAUAGUGACCAACGGCUCUGAUGGAGCUUCUUUUGGUCCUCCCCCAGAUCCCGUUGAGCGUCCGCCAACCCCACCUCCACCUCCUCCUGAGGACUCGGGCGCGCCUCCACCGCCGCCAGACCAUGCGGUCCCUCCGCCUCCCCCAGAAGAUGCGCCGCCCGCACCUCCAACGGAAGCUAAGAGUAAGAAGCUAGGGUGGGGAGCAAAAAAGCCAGCGGUGGCUCCGCUGAGCGUGGAAGACCUUAUUCGGAAGAAGAAGGAGGCCGAUGCAGCAACUGCGAAGCCGAAGUUUUUAUCCAAAGCCGAACGAGAGAAACUUGCGCUGGAGAAACGGGCCAAAGAAGUGGAGGCUGAACGGCAAGCUAAGGUGAUAUCAAACGGUGGCAAAAGUAACGGGGUUUCAUCCGAGUCACGACCCGCGAGAGUAGAAGAUGUGGACAACUAUCGCAGAGAUCCAAGUGGACGCGUUCCUACUGGACCUCGUGCCAUGCGCGGCAACGUCCCAGCAGGGCCAGGCGCUUCACGCAACGGAAAGGCGUCGCGGAAUCGCGACCUGGACCCGCCGCCUCCCCCAAGGCCGAAGAACCCCAAAGCCGACAAGCGCCUAGCGGAGGAAGAUGAGGCUACAGCACAAGCAGCGCUCGUGAAGCAGCGAUAUAUGGGAGCGGAUCAGACCUCGAACUUCUCCGCAAAGAAGAAGCGCAAGCGUACGACGGACCGGAAGUUCAACUUUGAGUGGAACGUUGAGGAGGACACCAGUGGCGAUUACAACCCGUUAUACCAGAGCCGACACGAAGCGAACUUCUUUGGCCGCGGCCGAUUGGCAGGUUUCGGAGAGGAUGUGGCGGAUAGUAUGGCGCGCAAGUACGCGCAAGCACUGGAGACCCAGGAUCAUGAGUCUGGUGGUAUGCGUGCUAAAGAAAUCUUGGAGAUGGAGCGUCGCCGCCGUGAAGAGAGCACGCGCAACCAGCUCGACAAACACUGGAGCGAGAAGCGGCUGGACCACAUGCGCGAGCGAGACUGGCGUAUCUUCAAGGAAGAUUUCAACAUCGCCACCAAGGGUGGUAGUGUGCCCAAUCCGAUGCGGUCAUGGGAGGAAAGCCAGCUGCCGAAGCGUUUGCUGGAGCUCAUUGACCGUGUUGGUUACAAGGAGCCUACCGCCAUUCAGCGUGCGGCUAUUCCAAUCGCUCUGCAAUCCCGCGAUCUCAUCGGUGUUGCUGUGACCGGAUCCGGUAAAACAGCUGCAUUCCUGCUUCCGCUGCUGGUAUACAUCUCAGAACUACCACGGCUGGAUGAGAAUGAAUGGCGCAAGAACGACGGACCGUACGCCAUUGUCCUCGCGCCUACUCGUGAGUUGGCCCAGCAAAUCGAGAUUGAAGCCAAGAAGUUUACACAGCCACUGGGAUUCAACGUCGUUAGUAUUGUUGGUGGUCACUCGCUUGAGGAACAAGCUUUCAGUCUGCGCGAUGGCGCAGAAAUCAUUAUAGCCACUCCCGGUCGUCUCGUCGACUGUAUUGAGCGCCGGAUGUUGGUUCUCGGCCAAUGUUGCUACGUGAUUAUGGAUGAAGCUGAUCGCAUGAUCGACCUGGGUUUCGAAGAACCCGUUAACAAGAUUCUUGACGCUCUUCCAGUCACUAACGAAAAGCCUGACACUGAGGAGGCCGAGAACCCACGCGCUAUGAGCCAGCACCUUGGCGGACGAGACCGGUACCGCCAAACAAUGAUGUACACGGCCACCAUGCCUGCCGCUGUUGAGCGCAUUGCGCGCAAGUACUUGCGCCGUCCCGCUAUCAUCACCAUUGGCGGUGUUGGCGAAGCCGUCGACACUGUCGAGCAACGCGUCGAGAUGAUUCCUGGCGAAGACAAGCGCAAGAAGCGACUCGCCGAGAUUCUCUCAUCGGGCGACUUCCGACCUCCCAUCAUUGUCUUUGUCAACAUCAAACGCAACUGCGAUGCCAUCGCGCGCGAAAUCAAACAAAUGGGCUUCUCCUCUGUUACCCUGCAUGGUUCCAAAACUCAAGAACAGCGUGAAGCCGCCCUGGCCUCCGUCCGAAGCGGCGGUACCGAUGUUCUGGUCGCCACCGAUCUCGCCGGUAGAGGUAUCGAUGUGCCGGACGUCUCCCUUGUCGUCAACUUCAACAUGGCUGGUUCCAUUGAGAGCUACACCCACCGUAUCGGUCGUACUGGUCGUGCGGGCAAGAGUGGUGUUGCUAUCACGUUCCUGGGUAGCGAGGAUUCCGAUGUCAUGUACGAUCUCAAGCAAAUGCUUACCAAAUCUCCUAUCUCCCGUGUGCCCGAGGAAUUGCGGAAGCACGAAGCAGCACAGUCCAAGCCGACGCGUGGCCAGGGCAAGAAGAUCGAGGACAGCUCUGGAUUCGGAGGAAAGGGAGGGUGGGCGUAA